Danio rerio (zebrafish) is the source of this 7972-nucleotide messenger RNA. The record is from RefSeq and is a predicted model, not a curated record. NCBI's taxonomy places the organism in Eukaryota, Metazoa, Chordata, Actinopteri, Cypriniformes, Danionidae.
AUAUUCUCUGUUCUAUUGUCAUGUAUCUGUUGUUUAAAACAUAAAAAAUGAUUCAACAAUAUCACUAUUUUUAAUUUUAAAUAUUAUUCAAAUAUAGGCAGUUUGGAGUAGAAAAACUUAAUCCACAACACACCGUUUAAAAUGUCAUCAAUAUCAGAAGCAAAGUCAUCUCUUCUUUUUAUGAAUGAAGCCUUUACAGCAGGCCAGCAGAUCUUCCUCCUCCUCCGUGACGUGCUCCUGACGCACAGCUUUUGACGCUCGUAUAAAAGCAGCCGGAGUGCUCGCGCACGGCUCCACGCUACUGUUGCUGGAGCAGAGCGUGGACUUUUUUUUCCAUUGACCCGGACCACUUUUUGAUUUUAACCACCUCAAAACAUCAAUAACGACCAAUGAGCCUUUUUCUACACCAGGGACAGCAUGCUAUUUGGCCUAGAUAACAACAACAACAUCUAAAAGGCGCAUUUAUUUACUCCGCAUCCGGGUGAACAUCACCUUGCGCGGCGUGCUUUUCACGUGGGCAAACUUCGGCGAUAAGGGAGAAACAGAAGUCAUUCAGUUCAACUCGAUUAUACUUUUUGUUAACGCUAGAUAUUCGCUUAGUGUUUAGAAAUACGAACAGUUUAGUCAUGUCGCUGAAAAUGGCAUCUUUAGUGCUGGAGGACGGGACGACAUUUAAAGGCCGUCUGUUCGGUGCCGUAUCUUCAGUGUCUGGUGAAGUUGUUUUCCAGACAGGAAUGGUGGGUUAUCCGGAGGCACUCACAGAUCCGUCUUACAAGUCCCAAAUACUAACUCUGACGUACCCGAUGAUUGGCAAUUAUGGUAUUCCAAAAGAUGAAGAUGGAGAGUUUGGACUCAGCAAGUGGUUUGAAUCUUCCCAAAUCCAUGCUGCUGCUCUCAUUGUUGGGGAGGUUUCGGAGAAUCCCAGUCACUGGAGCGCCGCCAAAUCUCUGGAUGAGUGGCUCAGAGAGCAAGGCAUCCCUGGCCUCCAAGGUGUUGACACUCGAUGCUUGACCAAAAAGAUCAGAGAGAAGGGAACCAUGUUGGGAAAACUUGUGGUGGAAGGAACUCCAGCCGACAAUAUUCCGUUUGACAAUCCAGAUGCCCGAAACCUUGUUAAAGAAGUUUCCAUGAAAGCACCAAAAGUGUUUAAUCCAGAGGGCACAGUGAGAAUCACUGCUAUAGACUGUGGCAUCAAGUACAACCAGAUACGUUGCUUGUGCCAGAGAGGCGCCCGGGUCACUGUUGUCCCCUGGGAUCAACCUCUGGACAGCAAUGACUUUGAUGGGUUGUUUAUCAGCAACGGUCCUGGCAAUCCUGAGUACUGUAAGGAGACUGUAGAGAAUAUACGCAAAGUGGCAUGUGUGGAGAAUCCCAAACCUAUCUUUGGAAUUUGCUUGGGCCAUCAGCUGCUGUCUUUGGUCAUUGGCGCAAAGACAUACAAAAUGAAGUACGGUAAUCGUGGCCAUAAUCAGCCAUGCAUCCAUAAAGGAACCAGUCGCUGUUACAUCACCUCUCAGAAUCACGGGUUUGCUGUGGAUCCAGAAACUCUUCCAAAGGACUGGGAUGUGCUCUUCACCAAUGCUAAUGACCAAACCAGCGAGGGCAUCGUUCAUAAUCACAAACCACUCUUCAGUGUCCAGUUCCAUCCUGAACACAUGGCAGGUCCCACAGACCUUGUUGGUCUCUUUGAUGUGUUUCUGGAUACAGUCAGAGAUGUAAAGGAGAACAAGGCUGGAAAAUCAGUGAAGCAAAGAUUAAUGGAGCACCUCACCUUUCCUGGAUCUCCUGACCCAAAUGCCUUUGUUCGACCACGUAAAGUUCUGGUUCUGGGUUCAGGUGGUCUUUCCAUUGGACAGGCUGGAGAGUUUGACUAUUCUGGAUCUCAGGCUAUAAAAGCUAUGAAAGAAGAGAAUAUCCAAACCAUUCUCAUCAACCCAAACAUUGCCACAGUACAAACCUCAAAGGGCCUGGCAGACAAAGUCUACUUCCUUCCGAUCACACCAGAGUACGUCACACAGGUGAUAAAGAACGAGCGUCCAGAUGGGGUGUUGCUCACUUUCGGAGGUCAGACAGCCCUGAACUGUGGUGUGGAACUCAAAAAACAAGGAGUGCUGGAAAAAUACAAAGUGCGUGUGCUUGGUACCCCAGUGGCCUCCAUAGAGAUGACAGAAGACAGGAAGAUCUUUGUGGAGAAGAUGGAGGAAAUCAACGAGCAUGUCGCCCCCAGUGAGGCGGCCAUGUCUGUUGAACAGGCAGUGGCUGCAGCUGAAAGACUUGGUUAUCCGGUUCUGGUCCGUUCUGCGUUUGCCUUGGGUGGACUGGGUUCAGGCUUUGCCAAUAACAGAGAUGAGAUGAUCACGUUGGUCACUCAGGCCUUUGCCCACACAUCACAAGUCCUGGUUGACAAAUCGCUUAAAGGCUGGAAGGAAAUUGAGUAUGAAGUAGUGCGGGAUGCCUAUGACAAUUGUGUUACGGUGUGUAACAUGGAGAACAUCGAUCCUCUAGGAAUUCACACUGGAGAGUCCAUAGUGGUAGCUCCUAGUCAGACACUAAACGACUAUGAAUACAACAUGCUGAGAAACACAGCCAUCAAAGUUAUUCGCCACUUGGGUGUUGUGGGAGAGUGCAACAUUCAGUAUGCCCUGAAUCCUGAAUCAGAGCAGUACUACAUCAUUGAAGUCAAUGCCCGUCUCUCUCGAAGCUCUGCAUUGGCCAGUAAGGCCACAGGUUACCCGCUGGCCUACGUGGCUGCUAAACUCAGCUUGGGAAUCCCUCUGCCCGUGCUCAAAAAUUCAGUGACUAAUUCCACAACCGCCAACUUUGAGCCCAGUCUGGAUUACUGCGUGGUGAAGGUUCCUCGCUGGGAUUUAAGCAAGUUCCUCAGAGUCAGCACUAAAAUAGGCAGCUCCAUGAAGAGUGUUGGAGAAGUGAUGGCCAUCGGCCGCAGCUUUGAAGAGGCCUUCCAGAAAGCUUUGAGAAUGGUAGAUGAGAACUGCGUUGGAUUCGAUCACACCAUCAAGCCAGAGUCGGAAGAGGAGUUGCAGACUCCCACAGACAAGCGCAUCUUUGUUCUGGCAGCUGCUCUGCAUGCUGGAUAUACAGUAGAGCGGCUCUAUGAGCUGACCAAGAUAGACCACUGGUUUCUGCAUAAGAUGAAGAACAUCGCAGACCACAAGAAGCUUCUGGAGACGUAUAAGCAGGAUGAGAGUGCAAUGCCUCCAGAAAUCAUGAGGAAAGCCAAGCAACUGGGCUUCUCUGACAAACAGAUCGCUCAAGCUGUGCAAAGCACUGAACUGGCUGUGAGGAAGUUGAGACGGGACUGGAAGAUCUUUCCAGUGGUCAAACAGAUCGACACUGUGGCUGCAGAGUGGCCCGCUCAAACCAACUACCUGUACCUGACAUAUCACGGCUCAGAAAGUGACGUAGUGUUCGAGCAACCACAUGUCAUGGUGAUUGGCUCCGGGGUUUACCGCAUUGGCAGCAGUGUGGAGUUUGACUGGUGUGCUGUUGGGUGUAUUAUGGAACUCAGAAAGAUGGGAUAUAAAACCAUUAUGGUGAACUACAACCCGGAAACAGUCAGCACUGAUUAUGAUAUGUGUGAUAGACUGUAUUUUGAUGAGAUCUCCUUUGAGGUGGUGAUGGAUAUCUAUGAGAUGGAGAAUCCAGAGGGUGUUAUUCUGUCUAUGGGUGGGCAGCUGCCCAAUAACAUCGCCAUGUCCCUUCACAGACAGCAGUGCAGGAUCCUGGGCACCUCACCUGAGUUCAUAGACAAUGCGGAAAACCGCUUCAAAUUCUCCAGAAUGCUGGACACCAUCGGGAUCAGCCAGCCUCGGUGGAAAGAGCUCUCUGAUACUGAGUCUGCUGUGAAUUUCUGUGAGACGGUGGGUUAUCCCUGCUUGGUGAGGCCAUCAUAUGUUCUGAGCGGAGCUGCGAUGAACGUGGCCUACUCAGACACGGAUAUGGAGAAGUUUCUGAGCAGUGCUGUUGCUGUGUCGAAGGAACACCCUGUCGUUAUUUCCAAAUUCAUUCAGGAGGCCAAGGAGAUUGAUGUGGACGCCGUGGCCUGUGAUGGAGAGGUUAUUGCCAUCGCGGUUUCUGAGCAUGUGGAGAACGCAGGGGUUCAUUCUGGAGACGCCACACUGGUGACUCCUCCACAGGACAUUAACCAGAAAACCAUGGAGCGCAUUAAGAUGAUCGUUCAUGCUAUUGGGCAGGAGCUUCAGGUCACUGGCCCGUUCAACCUGCAGCUCAUUGCCAAGGAUGAUCAGCUGAAGGUGAUCGAGUGCAAUGUGCGAGUCUCGCGCUCCUUCCCUUAUGUGUCCAAAACACUUGGUGUGGAUCUUGUCGCGCUUGCAACAAGAGUCAUCUUGGGAGAGGAAGUGGAAGCUGUUGGGCUGAUGAGGGGGAAUGGCAUUGUUGGAGUUAAGGUUCCUCAGUUCUCCUUCUCCCGCCUGGCUGGAGCAGAUGUGGUUUUGGGUGUUGAGAUGACCAGCACUGGAGAAGUGGCCUGCUUCGGGGAGAACCGAUAUGAGGCCUAUCUCAAAGCCAUGCUUAGCACCGGCUUCAAGAUCCCUAAAAAGAACAUUCUGCUCUCUAUUGGUAGUUACAAGAAUAAGAGUGAGCUGCUGCCCACAGUACAGACUUUGGAGAGUUUGGGUUAUAACUUGUAUGCAAGUCUUGGCACUGCUGACUUCUACACUGAACAUGGAGUCAAGGUAAUGGCAGUGGACUGGCCAUUUGAAGAGGAGAGUGACUGUCCAAAUAAGGACAAACAGCGCAACAUCAUGGACUAUCUGGAGGAGAACCAUUUUGACUUGGUCAUCAAUCUGUCUAUGAGGAACUCUGGAGGAAGACGCUUGUCCUCUUUUGUGACCAAAGGAUACCGAACUCGUCGAAUGGCUAUUGACUUCUCAGUGCCACUCAUAACUGACAUAAAGUGCACUAAGCUCUUUGUUCAAGCACUGAAGCAAAUUGGACAGGCUCCUCGCGUGAAGACACAUGUAGACAGCAUGACCUCACAGAAACUCAUCCGUUUGCCAGGUUUGAUUGAUGUCCAUGUACAUCUGCGAGAGCCUGGUGCCACCCAUAAAGAAGACUUCUCGUCGGGCACUGCUGCUGCACUCGCUGGAGGUAUCACUAUGGUGUGUGCAAUGCCCAACACUAACCCUGCCAUCAUCGACCCCAACUCCUUUACUAUGGCACAAAAGCUUGCAAAGGCUGGGUGCCGCUGUGAUUAUGCACUUUUCGUGGGGGCUUCAUCCGACAACGCUGCUCUACUUCCGUCCAUUGCAAGCUCUACAGCUGGUCUGAAGAUGUACUUGAAUGACACCUACUCUACUUUGAAGAUGGACAAUGUCUCGCUGUGGAUGGAGCACUUCGAAAAGUGGCCGAAGCACUUGCCCAUUGUGGCACAUGCAGAGAAACAGACAGUGGCUGCAAUCCUGCUGGUGGCACAGCUCUAUCAGAGACCUGUUCAUAUCUGCCACGUUGCCAAGAAAGAAGAGAUUCUGAUCAUUCGAGCUGCUAAACAAAAAGGGAUCCAGGUGACGUGUGAAGUGGCACCUCACCAUCUUUUCUUGUGUGAAGAUAACGUGCCCGUCAUUGGAAAAGACAAGGCACAAGUGCGCCCCAUGCUGGGCACACGCGAGGACAUGGAGGCAUUAUGGGAAAAUCUAGACAUCAUUGACUGUUUUGCAACAGACCACGCUCCACAUUCAGCGGAAGAGAAGAUCUCAGAGAAGCCUCCUCCAGGUUACCCAGGUCUGGAGACGAUGCUGCCUCUGCUGUUCACGGCCGUCAGCGAGGGUCGCCUUACAGUCGAUGACAUUAUCAAGAGGCUGUAUGAAAACCCCCGAAAAAUCUUCUCCCUUCCUGCUCAAGAAGACACCUAUGUUGAGGUGGAUUUGGAGCAGGAGUGGAUCAUUCCAAAGCACAUGCAAUUCACCAAGUCAAAGUGGACACCUUUUGAGGGCAUGAAAGUGAAGGGAAAAGUCAUGAGGGUUGUGCUCAGAGGCGAAGUGGCUUAUAUUGAUGGACAGGUGUUGGUACCUCCUGGUUAUGGUCAGGAUGUAAAGUCUUGGUCAGCAACCCCAACAGCAACCACUGAGGUGAUAAUGGAUGCUCCUAAGCGUGUGAUCGAGGCAAUGACUCCUGAGCGCCCCCGUCAGGCGGCACCUGUUGAUGUGGUCCGCAGUCGUGCCCCGAGCCCACGCCGCUCAGCUGGAGAUGGACGGUUCAUUCUGCCACCUCGUAUCCACCGGUCAUCUGAUCCCGGCCUGCCUCCAGGUUUCAAAAGAUCUACCAUGCAUCCCCAAAAGGCGUUUGCCGAAGAGGAAGUGUCUUUAAGAGCACCAUUUGAUGCAGAAUUGGCUCUACCAGCAGAGGCAUACGCUCACCCUCCUCCCCUGGCCAGGAUCCUGUCACCUCAAGCUGGGCAACCGCAGAUCCUGCCUCACCCUCAAACCUCCCCGCUGCUGCACCCGCUGGUGGGCCAGCACAUCCUGUCUGUGCGCCAGUUCAGCAAGGAACAGAUGUCACAUCUGUUCAAUGUGGCACAUACUCUUCGUCUCAUGGUGCAGAAGGAACGACCGUUGGAUAUUUUGAAGGGUAAAGUCAUGGCCUCUAUGUUUUACGAGGUGAGCACUCGCACCAGCAGUUCAUUCGCAGCAGCCAUGCAUCGUCUGGGAGGGUCUGUGGUGCAUUUCUGCGAGUCCACAUCUUCAACGCAGAAGGGCGAGUCUCUGGUGGACUCUGUGAACACCAUGAGCUGCUAUGCUGAUGUCAUUGUUCUGCGGCACCCCAUACCAGGAGCUGUAGAGAGUGCGGCAAGACAUUGUCGGCGUCCGGUGAUCAAUGCUGGUGAUGGGGUCGGAGAACAUCCAACUCAGGCCCUUCUGGACAUCUUUACAAUCCGAGAAGAGCUGGGAACGGUCAAUGGCAUGACUAUUACCAUGGUAGGCGACCUGAAACAUGGGCGAACUGUGCAUUCUCUAGCUAGACUUCUCACUCAGUACAGAAUCACUUUACGCUAUGUGGCUCCAAAGAAUCUGAGCAUGCCUGCAGAAAUCAUCGACUUUGUGGCCUCCAAGGGAAUUAAACAGGAGGAGUUUAAUAGCAUUGAAGAAGCCCUUCCUGACACUGACGUUCUGUACAUGACGAGAAUACAGAAAGAGCGGUUCUCUUCUGAAAAAGAGUACAAUGCGUGUUUUGGCCAGUUCAUCCUAACCCCACAUAUCAUGACGGGAGCCAAAAGAAAGAUGGUGGUCAUGCAUCCUCUUCCCAGAGUCAACGAGAUCAGUGUGGAAGUGGACACAGAUCCUCGGGCUGCUUACUUCCGGCAGGCAGAGAACGGGAUGUAUAUUCGGAUGGCACUACUGGCUACUGUAUUGGGGCGAUGAAGGGACCAUAAUGGUUCAGUCUUGACAUUUGGCAGUAAAGGGAAAUAUUUUAUUGCUUACUGAUGUGAUUCCGUGUUUAUUGUUCACUCUAUAUUGCUGCAUUAAGUGAGAUUUGUGGGUUGAAGUACCCAGAAUUGUCUUUCAUUCCGGUAUUGACCACAAUAACAUUCCAUAUUGAGUAUUUUACCUAAAACACGCACAUUAAAUCAACCACAGUGGAGUGUGGUUUGACAUUUUUUGUUUGUUUGUUUUUUUCAUUUAUUGUAGUGCUCUAGCAUGUGUAGAGAAUUGCUCAAGUGUCAUUUCAGUGUCUUUAAACUUGCAAACAGUUCUACAACUACAUAUUUUACUGUUAUAAAUGCAAAUACUUUAUUCUUUUCUUGUCCAUUUACAACAAUGCAGAUGUAUUUUCAUGUCACCAUAUUCAUUUUUUCCUAUCCAAUUGGGACCAGACUUUAGUAACCCAAUCCUCUCAGAUAAAUAGAUAGUGUGGUAGGAGGAUUAUUCUUCUAUACUGAGUAAAGGUUUUGUAGUUGAAAUUUUUAGACAAUAAAAAUGGCAAUCUUUGAUCUUUC